CUCGAGAUGCCGCGAACGACCCUGGUACUCGAUGGACUGUGGUAUUGUCUUUGUCCGUCGUUUAAUGCUGCGACCUUCAAUCGAGCUACACCUUCCUUUACAGCAGGGAGACGCAUACCUAAACAUAAUCGCAUAACCGCUCUACGAAGCUCAAUCUCGGAUCCUCCGCGAAGAUGCCUCACCAACCUUACCCCACGACCGACUGACGCAACCAUUGAAAUCGUCGAAGACAAUAGCCACAAUACUACGAAUUGUUCAUCACCCUCCGAUCAACAAGCCUUCGAUCCUGACGAUGCAGGCGCGCAGGACAAUGUACGCCCAGGAGACCUUUUAUCGCCAAUGGAGCGAUUGACCAAGCCGCCACCGGGCGUACCCAAAUAUUUCAAACACCUACCUUCGCAACGUCUAGAGAAUAGACUACAGGAGCGAGUAGCUCGAUAUCCAAGAGUACUGAGCGCCACGCAAAUCCUGCGUGUUCUAAUCCGAGACCGCCAUGUCCGCCCGGAGAUGCGACAUUACCGGGGGCUGAUUCUCGCCAAUUCGGAUCCCGAACGUGGGUCGCCACAGGCUGUUCGCGCAUUGCUAAAGGAGAUGGAAGAGAAUGGGAUACCGGCUGAUUCGGGGACACUUCAUGCAGCGCUACAGGUCCUUGCGGUUCAUCCGGAUUACCUCCUACGUCAGGAGAUUGUGCGCACGCUUCGAGACCGAUGGCUUCCGCUGAGCCCCGCCGGAUGGCACUUUGUGGUCGCUGGGUUGAUUCGGGAGCACCAGUUCGAGCUGGCGUUGGAUCAUGUCGAGCAGAUGGAGAGGAAGGGUAUGGUGGUUGAGAAUUGGCUGCAUAGCCUACUUAUAUAUUACCUUUGCGAUUUCGGAGAGUUCGACGAGGUGGUCCGGCUGAUGCGCUCACGGACGAGCCAGGGCUUGGACAUGAGCUCGGAGUUGUGGUUGUACGUGCUGGAGGUGGCGAGCGCUGCUCUGCACUACGAUACUACACGGUAUAUCUGGAGACAGAUGGUGGAGCUGAGAUAUCUUCAUCCUGGUUAUCCGCUGUGCAGCAAUGUUCUCAGUGUGGCGGCGCGCGCUGGAGAUACCGAGCUGGCGGCAUCGGUGAUCCGCUUCCUCGUCGAGGUCAAUGUGCAGCCUCAGUUGGAUGACUACGAGAAAAUGGUAGAGGCCCAUGCUGUGUCGGGGUCUUUGUAUUCUGCAUUUGAGGUGCUGUGUAAGAUGCAUAUGGCGGACAUUGCGGUAGAGCACCGCUCCACGCGUGCCAUUCUUACGCAUCUGCUGCAGAGUAGGACGACCCCACGUGGUGCAUGGACGAUGCUCAAGCAAUUGAAAGCGACCAAACUGACAGUGCCGCUUGGCUGCGCCAAAGUGGUGUUGGAGAUGUGCGAGCACGAAGCCCUCGAUAAUCCGCCGGUGGUGUACGAGGGAAUCGCGUUUUACAAAGAAUUAUAUGCGCUCUGUCCAGACAAGGCCGACGUUACCGUCUACAACAUUCUCCUCGGCAUGUGUCGACGGGCGCGCAAUACCGAGGCGGGCAUGUUCAUCGCGAAAGAGAUGGCAUCGCUCGGCGUGAUCCCGGACCAAGGAACAUUUGAGCAUCUCAUCGUCAUGUGUCUGGAAGCAGGCAAUUUCGAGUCCGGGUACAUGUACCUGCAAGAUCUGCUGGGACGGGGGAUCCGCCCCGGCGAGGAGACACGAGCUGCCAUCCGGGAGCUCUGUUCUCCAUCAGAAGACCCAUUCGCGUCGCGCCUCAGGCAUCAUCCGCAGAUCCAGGAUGGGUCAGUGGGAUGUCUGGUGGACGAGAUCAGUAAUACUCACGAGCCGCCCGAUUCGACGGAGCAGCAGGAGGAGGAGGAGGGGAACGGGAAGGAGGAGUCGUUUCAUCGCUCGGGACAGACACCGACCCAGGCAGAGAUGGAACGGCAGGCGUUGCAUAAACUCCGACGGGCCGCAGCCAAGGAGAGACGCAAGCGAAAGAGACGACUAGCAGCUAUCGCACAGGGGCAAGAAGAGGAAGGCUGGUUGGACUAUGAGCCAGGGGGGCUUGUUCCUGAGGACCAGCUCGAUGCGAAGAGUAACAAUUGAACUGGGGAUAGAGGGAUGGGCAGCUGGAAAGGGGGGAGUGUAUCUUCCCUUUGUGUAUACUACUACUGUAUCUAGUGUAGAUUCUUGGCCCCUGUGCCAACAACCUAAGCGAUGUAUCUAAUUUCACAAGACACAAGCUGACAGGCAUCAAUUGUGCUGUCAGGAGAAAUACUUGUCCGUGAUUACUU
Molecule: messenger RNA, 2279 nt
Organism: Aspergillus vadensis CBS 113365
Lineage: Eukaryota; Fungi; Ascomycota; Eurotiomycetes; Eurotiales; Aspergillaceae
Product: pentatricopeptide repeat protein
Exons: 2
Coding region: 7-2091 (694 amino acids)
Molecular function (GO): protein binding
Source: RefSeq, a predicted model, not a curated record